Patiria miniata (bat star) is the source of this 2353-nucleotide messenger RNA. It is a transcript of the gene snw1, whose product is annotated as SNW domain-containing protein 1-like. Gene Ontology annotation, biological process: mRNA splicing, via spliceosome. The coding region runs from base 90 to 1700 and encodes 536 amino acids. The record is from RefSeq and is a predicted model, not a curated record. Gene Ontology annotation, cellular component: spliceosomal complex. Lineage: Eukaryota; Metazoa; Echinodermata; Asteroidea; Valvatida; Asterinidae. The transcript has 15 exons.
UCAUUAAAUUAUGAUGGAUAAUCGAUCUGUUGCAUCACACGACUGAGAAGUUCCGAACUCCAGUCUGCACACAAAUCGCAGCAAAAAAAAUGGUUUCCCUCGCAGAUAUUUUACCAGCUCCAAAGCAGUGGGGUCAGGAGGAGUUUGAGUCUGACAGACCUCGCCAGCUGAGUGUUGUAUCCUUAGCAAGAAGCACAGCCCCACCGUAUGGGCGGAGAAAAGGAUGGGUCCCCAGAACACCAAUGGAUUUUGGGGAUGGCGGUGCGUAUCCCGAGAUCCCCGUGGCCCAGUUCCCGAUGGAUAUGGGACGUAAACCAGGCAAGGGUAACGCCAUCGCCAAGUCAGUGGAUGCAGAGGGUAGGGUCAAGUAUGAUGCUCUAGCAAGGCUCGGACAUGGAAAGGAUAAGGUUGUCCAUUCCAAGCCUCAGGACCUUGUGCCGACACAGAUCACCAAUGAAAACGACCCGGACGUACAGAAACCAGACGAAGAAGAAAUUGAAGAUACUACAGAGAAGACACGUCAGGCCUUGGAGAAACUUGUACAGUCCAAGAUUUCUGCAGCCAUGCCUGUCAGAUGUGCAGAGGAAAAAGCACCAGCUCAGUAUAUUAGAUACACUCCAUCCCAGCAGGGUGUGGCUUUCAACUCUGGUGCCAAGCAGCGAGUGAUUCGUAUGGUGGAGGUGCAGAAAGAUCCCAUCGAACCGCCCAAAUUCAGGACAAACAAGAAGAUUCCGCGUGGCCCGCCAUCUCCCCCAGCGCCUGUUAUGCAUUCCCCUACAAGAAAGGUCACGGUGAAGGAACAACAAGAAUGGAAAAUCCCACCAUGCAUAUCAAACUGGAAGAACGCUAAGGGUUACACUAUCCCAUUAGACAAGCGGUUGGCGGCAGACGGCCGCGGUCUACAGAAUCCUCAGAUUAACGAGAAUUUUGCCAAGUUGGCUGAAGCCCUGUACAUUGCUGAUAGAAAGGCUCGUGAGGCAGUAGAGAUGCGUGCCACCAUGGAACGGAAGCUGGCUACCAAAGAGAAAGAGAAACAUGAGGAGAAUCUACGUAACCUUGCUCAGAAGGCGAGAGAGGACCGGGCGGGUAUCAGAACACAAGCAGAAGCUGAUGAUGAAGCCAGGGAGAGAGACAAGAUACGCGAUGAGCGUCACCGUGAGAGACAGAGGGAUCGCAACAUCAGCCGAGCAGCACCAGACAGAAGAGCCAAGUUUGACAAGCAGAAGGAGAGAGACAUCAGUGAGAAGAUUGCCCUGGGCCUGCCUAAUGCUGGAGGUCGAGCUGAUGACAUGCAGCAUGAUCAUAGACUCUACAACACAUCCAAGGGUAUCAGCAGUGGUUUUGCAGGGGGUGAGGACGAAUCCUACAACGUGUACAGUGAGCCAUGGCGCAAGGAUCAGAACGUUUCCAGUAGCUUAUACAGACCCAGCAAGAAUGCUGACAAAGAUGUCUAUGGUGAUGACUUGGAUACGCUCAUCAAACAGAAGAGAUUUGUCCCAGACAAGGACUUCAGCGGUACAGAUCGCAGCCGGCGUCGCGACGGCCCCGUCCAGUUUGAACGCGAGGAAGAAGAAGAUCCCUUCGGUCUGGAUAAGUUCUUGAAGGAUGCUAAGAAAGCCGGGAAACGACCGGCCGAGGGCGGCAAGUCACGUGAUCAUGACGACCACGACAGGAGCGGCAAGAGAAGAAAAGAUUUCUGAGUUGACUUUUCGAUGAUUGUUUCAAAUACAGGAUUGACAAGCAGUGUUUUAGUUUUCUCAAACUACUUGUAUACUUAAGUGUAUACAUAUAAAUUUCUUCCUUUGUCAACAAAUGUAUUUUUGGUCUAUGUGUUUAUAAUUAAGUAGUGAAGAUUUAGUGAUCGAAUGUGUAAAAUGGAGUCAGAUUUUGCAAAAUUUGUUUGGGAAUCAUUUGUUGCUCCAUUAAAGAGAUCUUGAAAGUGGUUUUCAUUUUGAGAACAUCUAUACAAAUACUGUGGGACUUGAAAUUCUUUGUUAACAUAAAUAUGAUGAAAAGUUUGCUUUUCAAAAAUUCUCCUGAACGUAGUUGCAGCCUUUGACAAAAAUUGACUGGCAUGCGUAAACGAAGCAUAUUUUUGAGUCGAGUGUACCUAAAAAGUUUCAAAAUUAGUACAUGUACAUGUACAUCCAUCACUACUUCUGACUUCAAAUAGCAAUGCCACAGCAACAAAUUGUCACCUACUUGUGGAUCCUCAUAAAACUACCUCUGCUUCUGGACUUUUGAACUAAAAAGCAUCUUCUGUUUUUAAAAUAUGUCCUAGUAAGCAUGUUGUAAUUUGGCGCUUAGGCAUUUUUAAUGAGGAUAAAUUCAAUAGUUUGCUUUUAGAAAAGGA